AUAUCGCCCAACACUACACAGUUACCGUGCAAUUGCCUUUCAUGAAUACCCUCAUCGCAAGGAGGCCUUUUCUAAGACAGAAAUUCGGUACCGUAACAGCCGCACUCACGUUCACCAACGCCAUGCAUAUCCAGUCUAUUCCGAUGUGGGUGGGCAGUAGCAACAACUACGCCUACCUGGUCAAGGACGACAAGACCAACGACGCCGUCAUCAUUGACCCAGCCAACCCGCCCGAGGUGACCCCGGUGCUGCAAAAGGCCAUCAAGGGCGGCGAGAUCAAUCUUACGGCCAUCGUCAACACGCACCACCACUGGGACCAUGCAGGCGGGAACAAGCAGCUCCUGGGCGACCUCGGCCUGGAGAGCCUGCCCAUCAUCGGUGGCAAGAAUUGCGACGGCGUGACCAGGACGCCAGGCCACGGCGAGUCGUUCAACAUUGGCAGCAUCGCCGUCAAGGCGCUGCACACGCCGUGCCACACGCAAGACAGCAUCUGCUGGUUCAUGCAGGACGGGGAGCAGAAGGUUGUGUUCACGGGCGACACGCUCUUCAUCAGCGGUUGCGGCAAGUUCUUUGAGGGCAACGCCGAGGAGAUGCACAAUGCGCUGAACAAGACGCUGGCCUCGCUGCCAGACGACACGGUCGUGUUUCCCGGCCAUGAGUACACAAAGUCAAACGUCAAGUUCGCUGCGUCAGUGCUGCAGAACGAGGCGAUCCAGAAGCUGCAGGCCUUUGCGGAGAACAACAAGGAGACGCAGGGCAAGUUCACGAUUGGCGACGAGAAGAAACACAACGUCUUUAUGCGCGUCGAGGACCCCGAGAUCCAAAAGGUCACGGGGGAGAACGAGCCCGUGGCCGUCAUGGCCAAGCUGCGCGAGAUGAAGAACAACUUCAAGUGAUCCACCUCCCGAGUCUAAGAUUUGAUACGUCUUGGGGGAUGGUGUUGCAGAGUUAGGAUCGAGGGGACAGCCAUGGAUAUAUGCAAGUGGCAGCGGCACGGAAAUGACUGUGAGCAUAAUCCGUCACGCAUCCCGGGUGGAAGAGGGGAUGGCAGCAAGCGGGGGGGGGGAUUGCCCGGCUAUGUAACUUGGAACACCACAAGAUAACAGCACAGAAGUAUCACAU
Molecule: messenger RNA, 1122 nt
Organism: Colletotrichum navitas
Lineage: Eukaryota; Fungi; Ascomycota; Sordariomycetes; Glomerellales; Glomerellaceae
Product: hydroxyacylglutathione hydrolase
Exons: 11
Coding region: 42-896 (284 amino acids)
Molecular function (GO): hydroxyacylglutathione hydrolase activity
Source: RefSeq, a predicted model, not a curated record